Messenger RNA from Anolis sagrei ordinatus, 1578 nucleotides. It is a transcript of the gene POU3F1, whose product is annotated as POU class 3 homeobox 1. The record is from RefSeq and is a predicted model, not a curated record. Gene Ontology annotation, biological process: regulation of transcription by RNA polymerase II. NCBI's taxonomy places the organism in Eukaryota, Metazoa, Chordata, Lepidosauria, Squamata, Anolidae. Gene Ontology annotation, molecular function: RNA polymerase II cis-regulatory region sequence-specific DNA binding; DNA-binding transcription factor activity, RNA polymerase II-specific.
CGAGGCGUCUCUCUCCCUCCCCGUCUCUCUCUAAAGCGCGCCCAGCCAGGGCCCCAGAGACACGCAGAGCGCGAAAGGAGCAGGAGCGGGACGAGUUUGCUCGGAGUCAGUUUCUCGCUUCUUUCCCGGGCGAUGGCUUCGACGACGGCGGCGUCUUUCCUCCCGCGCGGGAGCCCCAUGCUGCUGGGUCCGGAUCCGCCUUCGGAGCGACUCCCCCCGGGCGCAGCGGCCUUCCGCGAGGUGCAGAAGAUGAUGCACCACGAGUUCCUCCAAGGCCUGGCCGCCGCUCCGGGACCCCCGUUGGGAGCCUUGCCGCCGAAUCAGUGGGGCCCGGCGCCCGGAGCGGCGGAUUGGGGCCACGGCGCAGGCGCAGGAGGAGGAGGAGGAGGGGGUGCCUUGCUGGAGGCCGCCAAAGGGGUGCCCCCUCCCCGCGCGGAGUUGGGGGGCUUCCCUUCGCGGGGGCUCGGGGGCGGCGCCUGGGGGCAGAGCAGCAGCCCUGGAUCGGGGGCUUCGGUGGGGCACCACCACCACCAUCACCCCCACCACCAUCACCCCUCUUUGGGAGGUUGCCCUUCGCCUCAGCAGCACCCACAACAACAACACCAACACUCGGGGUUGCUCUACUCGCAAGCCGCAGCCUUCCCGGGCGCGCUGAAUGGCAUGCUGCAGCUCCCUCCGCACGGACACGAAGCCGAGCUUUUGGAGAGUCUCCAGCCGCACCACCACCACCCGCACCACCCCCAGCACCAUCAGCACCACCAGCACAACCACCACCAUCAUCCCCAGCCGCCUCCGCCGCAGCACCACCACCCCCUGCAGCAAGCGCCGGCCUUGGAGGAGGAGGAAGAGUCCGCGCCCAGCUCCGACGACUUGGAAGCCUUCGCCAAGCAGUUCAAGCAGCGGCGCAUCAAGCUGGGCUUCACGCAGGCCGACGUGGGCCUGGCCCUGGGCACGCUCUACGGCAACGUCUUCUCGCAGACCACCAUCUGCCGCUUCGAGGCCCUCCAGCUCAGCUUCAAGAACAUGUGCAAGCUGAAGCCGCUGCUGGGCAAGUGGCUGGAGGAGAGCGACGCCGCCGGGAGCGGGAGCCCCUCGGGAGGCGGCGGAGAGAGGCUCGGCGGGGCGGGCGCGCAGGGACGGAAGCGCAAGAAGCGCACCUCCAUCGAGGUCGGCGUCAAGGGCGCGCUGGAGGGACACUUCCUCCGCUGCCCCAAGCCCUCCGCCCACGAGAUCGGCGCCCUCGCCGAAGCCCUCCAGCUCGAGAAGGAGGUCGUCCGCGUCUGGUUCUGCAACCGGAGGCAGAAGGAGAAGCGCAUGACCCCGGCGCCGCCCGCCCCGCUCCCCAUGGACGACUAUGGCCUCAACCCCUCGCAGCAGCAGCAGCAGCAGCCAAGCGCGGGGCCCGGGACCCCCUCGCCGCCCCCGCACGCCCUCCGCCCCGCCCUCCACGCGCUCCAAGGGACCCCCGGGCAGUGAGAGACCCCACCCUCGAGCAUACUAUUUAUUCGGGAAAGGACCCGAGACAGAGCCUCUCUCUCCUUCCCCCCCUCCCUCCCUCCGGGGCCCGGACCUUCCCGC